CCCGCUUCCCCGGCUCCAACCUCCGCCGGCGGAGCCCACUAUGCCAGACAGUUUCGACACUUUGCAAAGACAAAGAGCCCUAGACCGGAGGGAGGAGGAAGAGGAGGAAGAAGAGGAGAGAGAGAAGGAAGAGGCGAUGUGAGCUAGGAAGGGGGCGAGGGUGAGAAGCACCCCCUCUGGAUUCUCCUCCGACCCCUCUCAUGCCCAAAUCCCGGAAACUCCAGCGUGUCUCCAGCCGCGCUGAUACCAUCUUCAGACCCCAACUUCCUGAACUGGAAAUGCCAAGGAGAGGGAUCUAGUGCCUCCAAGAGCUGUAGUAAACAAACGCUUUCAGCUUUUUGGCCAGGACAAUACCAGCAGUGGACCAGAGAUGGACGUCACUCAGCCUUUUGAGAUGACAGACAGCCAACCCUCUGCCUUCAUCAGGCUGGACGCUUAACCGCCACAUCUCUGGCGGCAGCUCGGGAAACACAAAGCUCUAAUUAAGGAUCAUUGCAAACCACGUUUUGCGGAGGGGGGUGGCAAAGACCCUUCUUUCAAAGGCCUCACCCUCGAGAGACCCUGGAUUGUCACAAAGAUUAAUGACCACUCGACCCCUUUGGAUGGGAAAGGAAAUCACUGAUUAAAGCUUCGUCAAGAGAUAUUAUCAGCUCUUUAGGAUUGCAGAAGUCGGCUACUUUAUUUUCUGAAAAGACAGAUACACGCCAGCAGAGCCAACACACCAUGAAUGGCCUUCGCGUACCACACAGUGAUGUCGGGGACACAAGGGUGGCCGUGCCCCGGCGGGAGUGAGGUUGGCCCCAGCAGCUCUUGAGUCUCCCCCCUGGGAAUUUCCGCCGUCCCUGCUGAUCGAGUCUCCAUCUCCGGGAUUUUUCUUCUUCUCGCUCCUCAGUCAGGAGGGAUUUCCUCCGGCCCGUCACAGGGAGGCCCCACCAGGUAGCAAAGAUGGUGACCACGAGGAAGAGGACCCUCAAAGUGCUCACCUUCCUCAUCCUCUUCAUCUUCCUCACCUCCUUCUUCCUCAACUACUCCCACACCAUGGUGGCCACCACCUGGUUCCCCAAGCAGAUGGUCAUGGAGCUCUCGGAGAGCCUGAGGAAGCUCAUCAAGCACAGGCCCUGCACCUGCGCCCACUGCGUCGGCCAGCGCAGGGUCUCCGUCUGGUUCGACGAGAGGUUCAACCAGACCAUGCAGCCGCUGCUGACGGCGCGCAACGCGCUCCUGGAGGAGGAAACCUACAGAUGGUGGCUGAGGCUCCAGCGGGAGAAGAAGCCCAAUAACUUGAAUGAUACCAUCAAGGAGCUGUUCAGGGUCGUGCCUGGGAACGUGGACCCCGUGCUGGAGAAGCGGUCUGUGGGCUGCCGGCGCUGUGCUGUCGUGGGCAACUCUGGCAACCUGAGGGAGUCCUCAUACGGGUCGGAGAUAGACAGUCACGACUUUGUGCUCAGGAUGAACAAGGCUCCCACAGCGGGGUUUGAGGCUGAUGUCGGGAGCAAGACCACCCACCACCUGGUGUACCCCGAGAGCUUCCGGGAGCUGGGGGAGAACGUCAGCAUGGUCCUGGUCCCCUUCAAGACCGUGGACUUGGAGUGGGUGGUGAGCGCCACCACCACCGGCACCAUCUCCCACACCUAUGUCCCCGUCCCCACGAAGAUCAAGGUGAAACGGGAUAAGAAUUCACUGAGGGCCACGCCCUCCCCUCCCCGCAGAUCCUCAUCUACCACCCGGCCUUCAUCAAGUACGUCUUCGACAGCUGGCUGCAGGGCCACGGGCGGUACCCGUCCACCGGCAUCCUCUCCGUCAUCUUCUCCAUGCACGUCUGUGACGAGGUGGACCUGUAUGGCUUCGGGGCAGACAGCAAAGGGAACUGGCACCACUACUGGGAGAACAACCCGUCAGCAGGGGCUUUUCGCAAGACAGGGGUGCAUGAUGCAGACUUUGAGUCCAACGUGACGGCCACCUUGGCAUCCAUCAACAAAAUCCGGAUCUUCAAGGGGAGAUGACGCCGAGAAGGGUUCAGGAUGGACGCGCCAUCACGCCUCUGGAUUCCAGCUCCAGCAUCUCGCCGGAGCCAUCCUGCCCAGGAGCUUCGAGAGCCAGCCCCAGGGGUGUGCCCAGGUGCCUCCUGCAGCCUCUUGCACCCCAGCCUUCUGCAGCCUCCACUCAGCAAGGUCGCCGAUCUCCGCCAAGACUGCAGAGCAAGUUUCAGAACCUGUCUUGGGUGGGGAGAGUUUCCUCCCACUGCUGUCCCAGGGCUGGGGAGACUCUGGGGAAGCUUCAGUCUCCAAACACUAAAAUCAUUUUGGCCUCUGGGAUGGGGUUGGGGGGCGAAUCUGAACACUCCCAUAUUCUAAUCGACAGGAGGCUUCCCAGGAAAGAUGGGGAGAGAGACUUGCUGCUGCCCGGGGGUCCAGGGCUGACUCUCCAGCUCUGACCCCCACUGGGAUGUUUCUGAGUGAUGAUUACCUCCAGGACAGAGCCACGUCGGGCCACGCAGGUGCUGGGGGCACAGUGCCACCCUUCUUUGCACGAAGCCUGGCCUCUCACUUGGUGUGAUAACCCUCUCAUCCCUUUCUUCCCAGAGUUCAUUUAUCAUGGCCAGGAGAGACUUCCCACCCCCAAGAUCUUCAUGGAAACUUGGCAGCAUGUUUCUCCCUCCUGCAGAUGUCUCUUCCUAAGCAGAUGUUCCCUUGAGCAAUCAAUCUCCAUGGUUAUAAUCAUGGCCAAGAGCAGCUCUGCCUACUUCCAUGUGCCUUUGUGUUUGGGGAGGAAAUGCAUGCAUUGGCUGAAAUGAGGCAAAAGCUCCUACUCGGGAAAGGGGGCCCCCACCAACGGCCCCCCCCUGCUCCAGAGCUGGGAACGUCUUUUCUAGAUUCCUGCGACAGUGCCCAAUUUGGAAUAAAGCUCAGAUGACACUCACAGCCACCCAGGGGCACAUCAGCCAGGGAAUACACCCUUAUUUUCUUAGACUGUUGGAUUUGGUGCCUGUAACCUCCAAGGCCACACAGGGGGCUUCCAACAGCAUUUUCCCCAAGGGCCUGAGCUCUGGGCCAUGUCCCUGCUGGCUACCUCUGGGGUGUCGGGGGUCUGGGUGGGGGCCUCCAAGAAUGGUGGCUGCACUUACCUCAUCUUCUCACUCUCCUGCUACCCUUUCUCCUCAGCCUUCCUGAUUAUUUAUUGAUUUAUUUUCUUUUUAAUUCAACUGACAUUGUGGGCACCCUGGCCCUGUUGCUGGUCCUGGGGUCUUAAUUAAGCUCGCUAUUGCCCAACCCAGCAGCAGGGGAAGGGGUGCUGAAAGGGAGGCUUGUAGGAAUUCUCGGACUUGGGGUGUUGCUCGGGGCCGACAGGCGGGCAGAUCCUGUGGCAUCAGCCCUUGGUCACUUGUGGAGUGCCUGCACUGCCCUCCCGUUCCAGCCCAGUUUCCUUCCUCCUUGUCGUGGAUUUGGCGUCGUUCUCAGGCUGGGAGUGUCCAAAACUCAGUGAAACCUCGUUGUGGCCGGGUGGGGAAUGGGGCAGGCAGAAGAGGACAGCGAUUAUUGGCUGUAGUUCUGAGGCUUCAUCAGAAAAACCACUUUUCCUGUUGAAAACAUUUCCUGAAAGGCCACUGCUGCUUUGGGGAGGCGUGAACUUUCAGGGUGCAAUCUCAGAAGUCAGGGGACCCACUCCCCCUGGCUCAGAAUCCCCCUCUGCCCACUGGGUGGAAGGAAUUAUGGGGGCUCAGGAGCCUCAGUCAGGGGUCACAGAUGGCUUCAGGCCAUUCAGAAGAGUCCCCAAAAAUUGCAUGCCAAGUUUGCUUCGUUUUUUUUUUUUUUCCCCCUGAAUUCUGUGCAUCUGAGCAUGGUUCUGGGGAAAGUUUCCAUAGCUUUUAUUACCUUCUCACAUAUUCAGAAUCCAGGAAGUGUUAAGCAAACAAACAAACCUGUUUCAGCUUUAAAAGCCUCCCAAACCGAAGGCUUUCUUGACUGAUACAGGCUGGCGUGUCGCUGCGAGUCUUCACUCUGAAGUCAUACCCCUCCGAGGCUCACAGCCCUGCUUGACAUGGAAGACUCAGCAAAUGUCGGCGGGUGGCUAAUUAGUCCCAGGGACAAACUUGAGUCACAUGGACACUGAUACAGAGGGUCGUGUUGACUCUGGAACUCUUCCCCUUCUCCCGGAAGCUGAGUCUGUUUGGGGCUGACGGGUUCAGUAGAGCGAUCUGCUUUGGGUUUUACUGAUGAAGACCAGGUCCCCCGAAGUGAAGUGUCCGUGCGUGAGCUGGCGGCUGUCUGGGUUGGGUCUGCUCUUCUUCCUCCCACUAGGAUCUUCAGGCUGUGGGAUACCUUCCAGCCUACCACAUUAGCUCUCAUUUUACACCGAGAAAAGUAUGGCCUAGAGUAGAGAAGUGACUUGCAAUAGUAAUCUGAUGAUGACGGCACAAGUCAGAGUUUGAGCAAAAAUAGGGUGUUAUUUGCUCCACGUUUAAAUUGUCCAGAGGUAGGCUUUCCCAGCGAGACUCCAUCCAGCAUCUUGAAAAAGUGUAACCGUCAUGUAGGUGUCUGCUCUGCUCUCUCAGCACCGAGCUCCACCCGCAGGCGACCCUGGUGGGCAAGCUCUCGUCUCUGCCUUCUCAUGCCGUACCCUCCAGCAGAGGAGAGAGCAUUUCUCUUUCCCAUAGCCCAGCGGACUCUCUUGUGCCUUGCUGACUUAGCAGUGGUACUUACCCGAAUAAAAGCCAGUCAUUGUGGCCAGAAUUAGAUGCACCAAUUGACGCAAGCCAUGUGGAACCCAUACCUGGGGUGAAGGUGGCUGAGAACCAGACAAGAGUGUUUCCCAAAGGGCACUGGUUGUGCCGUCAGCAGGAGGACAAGAAGGACCCAUGCUAGGCAGGCAAUGGCAGGGUACUCCCUCUAGCUCCUGAACUCCAGUCCAGGGCUCUGUCCACUCUGCAGGCAGAGAGCCCCUUGGAGACCAGCCCUGGGCUCUAGGCAGGGAGCAGAAAGGUCCCUGCCCGUAGCACACAGCGCUGAGCCUGAAGGUGCAAAGGCAGGGGCUGAUGAGGCUGGCCCGUGAGAUCUCAGCAACAUCCCAGCCUCCGGGGUUCCCCCAGCAAGCCAGGAGGUGGAUUCUCUAGAGCUGGAACCACAUGCCCCUCCCCUGCCCUCUCCCACCUGUUACGGGAGAAGGGAGGGAAGGUUUGUAACCUCUGGCUUCAUGAAGGAAUUUGAGAGGAGAACUGAGUUCAUAAAACAUAAAAAAUGGGGAAUCCAGACAAGGUGAAUUAGGCAGUUAAGAUCUGGGUGGUUCUUUUACGGAAUCUCAGUCUCCGCUGUGGCCAGAAGGGGGCGCUAGAGGCCAAGCCUUCCUGGCUGUGCCUCGCCACGGGCCCUUCCGUGCCAGAAUCGCUCAGAUCUCAACUGCCGUCUCCGCCUCGUCUGGUUUCCUUAUUUUUUGUUUUAUUUUCUUGUACUUGGCUUUUCCCACUAAUCCCAGCCCACACGGUUUGCUGCACGAGAGCUGGGAUAUUUGUUUAAUUGUUCUCUUCAAGCUAGCUUGAAAAACAAGGUGGAAACUCAGAAAACCCACUCUCCCUCACAUGAUCAAAAAUACUUCCUGCAGGGAAGCCCCAGCCCCGGGUGGCCAGUGUCCAGCUAAAGAUGUCUGGACACCUGCCAUGUGCCAUCAGGAACCAGCAACUGUCCUCGCCCCUCUGAAGAGCUCGGGGACGUCGCCAUGUUCAUGGUGGACAUCUGGGUCGCUGCAAACCCGGCCACGUGCCACCAGCCUCAUCCUGUCCUGUGGGCUGGGCCAGGCGGUUCUGAGAUAGAGUCAACUUCCCGCUUCUUGUUUGCACGAAAGCACCAGCUCUUACGGCCCUGGUGCCUACCUGACACUGUGCAAAGAAAAGGAGAGGGAGGAGGAGAACCAGAGUCCAGCCAAGCAGCAUCUCACGGCAUGUGGGGGUCAGGGCAUCAGCAACUCUUACUUUCCUACCAAAAGAGCACUGAAUUUCCUGCAGGCAGCCAGCCUGCUCCACACCUCCCGUUCUUCCCGCCAGAGCCCGUCGGGCCAUCCGCACUGGUGUGGAACCCAGCGCUGUCACCCAGCUUCUAUCCUAAAACUGCCAUCGGUUGCCAGUCCUGAGCUGGGACGUCAGCUUUAACCCCAGCCUGCGUCAGGGACCCCUCCCCGUCGGGGUGGUGGCGGGUUCAUCCCCUUCCUCCUGCACAAUCGCUUUAGCACGUCCCCAAAUUCCCUCCAAAGCCAAAGUUUCCUGAGCACUUUUUCCUCUUCGCAGACCUGUGUGUUUGGUUGUUGGUGUUUUAAAAUUUGCUUUCUAUUCCCGCUCGCCUCUCUCCGUUCUGCAGCCAAGCGUUGAUCUGGGUGCAUUCGGAUGAUGGUAGCGACAGUCUACUUUCCUCAGCCCCUGCUCUGUUUUAUUUAUUGUUGAAUAUUUCCAAUGACCUGAAUCAAAGUGAAUUAAAAAAGAGCUAUUUUAUCGUU
Propithecus coquereli (Coquerel's sifaka) is the source of this 6480-nucleotide messenger RNA. It is a transcript of the gene ST3GAL1, whose product is annotated as ST3 beta-galactoside alpha-2,3-sialyltransferase 1. The record is from RefSeq and is a predicted model, not a curated record. The transcript is spliced from 8 exons. Bases 946 to 1953 code for a protein of 335 amino acids. Lineage: Eukaryota; Metazoa; Chordata; Mammalia; Primates; Indriidae. Gene Ontology annotation, molecular function: beta-galactoside (CMP) alpha-2,3-sialyltransferase activity.